AUGACGGCGGUCACCGGAGGGAUUGAUGGUGUGGGGCUAGGACUCUGCAAGCAUCAUCACGCUCUUGGAAAGAUUUUCGACAUAUGGUGCUUGCAUAUUCCAGUUAAGGACAGAACACCCUUUUUAGGGCUUGUGAAGCUGGUUGAGCGAACAGUAAGAUCAGAAAAUUGCCAUUCACCGAACAGACCUAUAUAUCUUCUUGGAGAAUCUCUUGGAGCAUGCCUUGCACUUGCUGUUGCGGCUCGUAACCCUGACGUUAAUCUUUCACUCGUUUUGUCUAAUCCAGGUGAAAAAUUGCACCGGCGCAACAUCUUUCGAGAAGUCACCACUGCAGCCUCUUAUCUCUUUCUUGGAAAUCAUGCCCAUCGAAAACCAGCUUAG
Molecule: messenger RNA, 381 nt
Organism: Dovyalis caffra
Lineage: Eukaryota; Viridiplantae; Streptophyta; Magnoliopsida; Malpighiales; Salicaceae
Source: the annotation of a GenBank genome assembly